AUGUUGGUCGAAAGCUUCAAGGUUGCUAGCCCAGAUGUUGUUUACGGUGACGAGUACAUCACCUCGAAAUAUUCGUACCAGACUACGGACCUAGAUUGUGCUGUUAGGGAUGGGAAGUUCGACUGGACAGUUAAGCCAGUCAGCAAGCAGUAUGAAUUCAGGACGCAGACCAAAGUCCCAAAGUUAGGCGUUAUGCUUGUAGGCUGGGGAGGCAAUAACGGUUCCACAUUGACAGCUGGAGUCAUCGCCAACAGAGAAGGGAUUUCCUGGCUGACCAAGGAUGGGAUUCAAGUUGCUAACUACUUCGGUUCGGUCACCCAGGCGUCAACCUGCCGUGUCGGCUCGUACAAGGGCGAGGAGAUCUACGUCCCCUUUAAGAGCCUCCUCCCCAUGGUUGAUCCAAAUGAGGUUGUUUUUGGCGGCUGGGACAUUUCGAGCAUGAACCUGGCUGACGCCAUGGUCAGAGCGAAGGUUCUGGACAUCGAUCUGCAGAAGCAACUCUACAGCCACAUGAAGGACAUGACACCCCUGCCUGGGAUCUACGACCCGGAUUUCAUUGCCUCGAAUCAGGAGGCUCGCGCUAACAAUGUCAUCAAGGGUACAAAGAAGGAGCAGAUGCAGCAGAUUAUUCAGGAUAUCAGGAAGUUCAAGGAGACGAGCGGCGUGGACUCCGUCGUCGUUCUCUGGACAGCCAACACGGAGCGCUACAGCGACGUGCUCACCGGCCUCAACGACACAAAAGAGAACCUCUUUAACGCGAUCGACCGCAACGAGAGCGAGAUUUCCCCGUCCACGCUGUACGCCGCCGCGUGCAUCCACGAGAAGGUUCCGUUCAUCAACGGCAGCCCGCAGAACACGUUCGUUCCGGGGCUGAUCGAAUACGCGCUGGAGAACAACAGCCUGAUUGGCGGAGACGAUUUCAAAUCCGGGCAGACGAAGAUGAAGUCUGUUCUCGUGGACUUCCUCGUUAGCGCAGGAAUUAAGCCCAUGUCGAUAGUGAGUUACAACCACCUGGGCAACAACGACGGUAUGAACCUGUCAGCGCCGCAGACGUUCCGGUCGAAGGAAAUCUCCAAGAGCAACGUGGUGGACGACAUGGUGGCCUCCAAUUCCAUCAUUUAUGACAAGGGCCAGCACCCAGACCACGUCGUUGUCAUCAAGUAUGUGCCAUAUGUGGGGGACAGCAAGAGGGCCAUGGACGAGUACACAUCAGAGAUCUUCAUGGGCGGCAGGAACACCAUUGUGAUGCACAACACGUGCGAGGACUCGCUGCUCGCCGCACCGCUCAUCCUCGACCUCGUGCUGCUGGCAGAGCUCUUCACUCGCAUCCAGCUGCGCAGGGAAGAGGAGGAGGAGUUCCACUCGUUCCAUCCGGUCGCGUCGCUGCUCAGCUACCUCUCCAAAGCGCCGCUGGUCCCCUCUGGCACACCUGUCGUGAAUGCAUUGGCCAAGCAACGAGGGAUGCUUGAGAAUGUUCUCCGGGCGUGUGUGGGCCUUGCACCAGAGAACAAUAUGCUUCUAGAAUACAAGUAG
Closterium sp. Naga37s-1 is the source of this 1533-nucleotide messenger RNA. The record is from the annotation of a GenBank genome assembly. NCBI's taxonomy places the organism in Eukaryota, Viridiplantae, Streptophyta, Zygnematophyceae, Desmidiales, Closteriaceae.